Toxorhynchites rutilus septentrionalis is the source of this 1943-nucleotide messenger RNA. RefSeq names its product phenylalanine--tRNA ligase beta subunit (gene beta-PheRS). Bases 113 to 1885 code for a protein of 590 amino acids. The transcript is spliced from 3 exons. Gene Ontology annotation, molecular function: RNA binding; magnesium ion binding; phenylalanine-tRNA ligase activity. The record is from RefSeq and is a predicted model, not a curated record. Gene Ontology annotation, biological process: phenylalanyl-tRNA aminoacylation. Gene Ontology annotation, cellular component: phenylalanine-tRNA ligase complex; cytoplasm. Lineage: Eukaryota; Metazoa; Arthropoda; Insecta; Diptera; Culicidae.
GGAGAGUUUGCCGUGCGUGGCAGAGUGUCGUUGAAUCAAGUCUGCGUUCAUUCAACAGUGGUUGCUUCGAAUUUUCCGUAAAUUUGGUUGACUCUAAUAUUGCAUCACCACCAUGCCAACUGUAGCGGUGAAAAAAGAUCUUUUGUUCAAAACACUCGGCAAAACUUACACUGACGAUGACUUCCAGAAGCUGUGCUUCGAAUUCGGCUUGGAGCUUGAUGAAAUCACCACCGAGAAGCAGAUGAUCACAAAAGAGCAGGGCGAAGUGGAGGCCGCAAAAGAUGCUUCCGAAGAAAUUGUGUACAAAAUUGACAUCCCAGCAAAUCGAUAUGAUUUACUUUGCUUGGAGGGUUUGGUUCAAGGAUUACAGGUUUUCCUGGGAAUGAUUCCUUUCCCGCAAUUCACGAAGGUGUCUCCGGAAAAGGGCGCCCCUCAGAAACUGGUUAUCACCGAGGCUACCAAAAGUAUUCGACCUUUCGCUGUGGCUGCCGUGCUGAGAGAUAUAACUUUUACGAAGGACUCGUAUAACAGUUUCAUUGAUUUGCAAGAUAAACUGCAUCAGAAUAUAUGCCGCAAAAGAACGCUAGUUGCUAUUGGAACGCACGAUUUGGAUACUUUGAGCGGACCUUUUACCUUUGAUGCCAAGCCUCCAAAAGAUAUCACCUUCGUUCCACUAAAUCAGGAGAAAGCAAUGAAUGCGGAAGAAUUGAUGGAGUUCUAUUCCACUCACGCGCAGUUGAAGGCUUACUUGCCAAUCAUACGUGAUUCACCUGUUUAUCCGGUGAUAUAUGACGCCAAUGGGGUUGUCCUCUCGCUUCCUCCCAUCAUCAAUGGAGAUCAUUCGAAAAUAAAGCUGGAAACGAAAAAUGUUUUCAUUGAAUGUACCGCCACUGACUUGACCAAGGCGAAGAUUGUUUUGGAUACGCUUGUUUGCAUGUUUUCGGUUCACUGCUCGAAGCCUUUUACCGUGGAACUGUGCGACGUUGUCACCCCCGGAGGGGACACGGUUCAGUAUCCGGAGUUGAACUUUCGAAAGGAGGUUAUUUCCGUCGAGAAGGCUAACAAGAGUAUUGGCAUAAAUGAAAGUCCCGAAGCGAUGGCUAAAAUGCUGAAUCGAUUGAUUCCAACUGUGCGGAGUGAACCGAACAAGGAUCAGCUAGAGGUGCAAAUACCUCCGACGCGCCAUGACAUGUUGCACGUUUGUGAUAUCUACGAGGAUGUUGCGAUUGGCUACGGUUACAAUCGAAUCCCGAAAACGCUACCGGCCACGAUGCAAAUUGCUCGCCAGUAUCCUCUCAACAAGUUGACCGAACAGUUGCGGGAGCAAAUCGGUCAAGCUGGUUUCACCGAAGGGCUCACCUUCACACUCUGCUCUCGGGAUGAUAUUUCAACCAAAAUGAAUACGUACAUAGACCAGAUUCCCGCAGUUCACAUAGCAAAUCCAAAGACGCUGGAGUUCCAAGUUGUUCGCACAACGUUAAUCCCAGGUCUGCUGAAAACUCUUGCUGCCAAUCGAAAGAUGCCUUUGCCUUUGAAGCUGUUCGAAGUGUCGGACGUUGUUCUAGCGGACGCCAAGUCGGAAGUGGGGGCUAAAAACGAGCGGCGCGUUUGUGCUAUCAACUGCAACAAAACGGCCGGAUUUGAAGUCGUUCACGGACUGUUGGAUAGAGUGAUGCAACUGCUGGAGGUGCCCUGGGAUAAAGAAAAUGGGUAUUAUUUGCGAGCGACUGAUGAUCCUGCCUACUUCCCGGGAAGGUGUGCCUCUAUCGUGUACAAGGGGUCGACUAUCGGAACGAUUGGAGUGCUCCACCCGACAGUUUUACACGCCUUCGAGCUGACUACGCCAUGCUCGGUGGUUGAGUUCAAUAUGGAAUAUUUCGUCUAGGGGGGAAGAUGGGCGUGAUGCGAGCCUGGCUUGUGUUUCAAUAAAUUAUUCGUCCCAA